AUGACUGAGAAACCACAUCCCAGGCUUGGUGUCGCUGCUGUUAUCAGCAAUGCAGAGGGCAAAUUCCUCGUUGGCAAACGCAAGGGCGGCCUCGGCGCAGAAACAUCGGAGGGGAAAGGAGAGAGUAGAGUCAGAAAUGCAGAGAGCAUUAUAAUUGAUCAAAAUGAUAUUUGGAGAAAUUAUUAUAUGGAGUUGCUGACCAAACGUGGAAAUAUACAGGCACAUUGGGGUUUCCGGGCGGUCACCUUGAGCAUGAUGAGAAAUCCUGGUGCCGUACCUCGGGUUAUGGAGCCCGAAAAGUGCGAGGGGUGGGAGUGGAAAUCGUCGAAUGAGCUGAAGCAGAUUGCGGAGGCAGCGAAGCCCGAUUCUUGUGGUGAAAGGUUGUUUUUGCCUCUGGUCAAUCUGAUCAAGAAGGUAUUGUCAGAAGACAUGGAUCUUAACGCCUACAUUAUGAGUCGAUGA
Messenger RNA from Trichoderma asperellum CBS 433.97, 462 nucleotides. NCBI's taxonomy places the organism in Eukaryota, Fungi, Ascomycota, Sordariomycetes, Hypocreales, Hypocreaceae. The record is from RefSeq and is a predicted model, not a curated record.